AUGUCCGCUCCCCGACUCUCGAGGACCGCCUCAGCCCAUCCCAAAAAUGUCGUGACAAGGGCCGCCGCCCGCCGGUCGAGGUCCUUUCUUGCAGGCUUCCUCCCCACCGCGUCGCAAGCAACAUCGGCACCAGCUCCAGUGCCCCCCUCCAGCACCUCAAAGUCUCUUACCACACUCCAAGAAGCCAACACUCGGAACCUGCCAGAAGUAUGGUUCAACCCGACCUUCCCCUAUGCAAACACCACGCCACCUCUGGGCCAAGGACCCAGCAAACCACCAGAUGAUCGCAAAGCAAAGUUAGGCAAAACUCUGCGCAUCCUCCAAGAACGACUCCCGACGCUCCUCCAGUCUCCCCUCCCACAAGAGAUACUCGCGCCCAACAUCUCCCUGCACCUCUUUCCGUCAACCCACCCACACCUCCCCACCGUGUCCGGUCGCGUGGCCUACAUUGCCGCCUUGUGGACGGCACCCGUGGCGUGGAACCGCCUGCCCAUCAUCGGCGACGUCGAGCUCGAGAUAAUGUCAGAGCGCAUGGUGAAGCAGCCAGGGACACGGCAGGGCGCCGUCAGCGAGAAGCUGGUGGUGAGGUGGAGGACGACGGGCAAGGGGAUCGGGUGGAGGCUGCCCUUCCGCGACAUGCUACGGCUGGGCGGCGAGCAGGCGGUCAAGGAGUUCUGGGGCCUAUUUAUCUUCGAGUUCGACAGCGAAGGCAGGGUGCUAAGUCAUACGAUCGAGCACGUCCAGUCUGGAGGGGACUGGGACCGGGGCAUCGGGGCAAAAUUUGUCGGCCUGACUGACUGGCUCCUUGGAGGCAUGAGAGGGAGGGAGGGGUGUCCUGCCUUUGAGAUACAUCAGGAGCAGCGUCCGCAACGGCGCAGAUGA
Molecule: messenger RNA, 882 nt
Organism: Diaporthe citri
Lineage: Eukaryota; Fungi; Ascomycota; Sordariomycetes; Diaporthales; Diaporthaceae
Exons: 2
Coding region: 1-882 (293 amino acids)
Source: RefSeq, a predicted model, not a curated record